AUGGCCGACGCGAAGCCGACACAACCUGUGAAUGGCGGCACCUCCGCCCCGUCCGCUUCUCCUGCCAACAAUGCUGGUACGAACCAGCCGCAGACAAAGCCCAGCGGAGGCAGCCAGUCCGCAUCCACCCCCGAAGGAGGAACUGCCCACAAGGAUCGUCAUGAGCCGAGAGGACGUAAGCCGAAUGACCAGCUGCCCCCUUCAAGGGCGCGCGAGGUCCAGCGUGCUUUCCGUCUUCGCCGUGCAGAGCACCUCGCCACCCUCGAGGAGCGCAUCCUGAUUCUCGAGACUGAGAACUCGCAGCUGCGUGCCCUGCUUGCGCUGCCUGAGGCCGACCGGCCAAAGAUUGGAUCGGGUCCCACUGGCCGUGGCAAGUCGCUCAAGGAUGGAGGAGUGCCUAUGAGUGAGCGUGUGCGUGCACGCAAGGAGGCUCGUGCUCGCGAGCGUAUCGCGAGGGGUCUGCCGCCCGACGCCCGCCUCGGAGAGUCUGACACGGAUGACGAUCGGUCCUCUCACGGCCGCUCGCCCAGCGUCACGACUGCCCAGAACACACUCCCCACGGCCAACCAGCCAUCGAACAACACGCCCGGCCAGGCUGCUCCCCAGCCCAACGCUACGACGGGAGCGAUCCCGCUCUUCUCGUCGGCGGCUGACCUGCCUGCGCCGUACAACUUCAACCUCCCCACGCCGUUCCAGCUCCCGAUCUCGCCGGAGCCGCACUUCGACUACAACACGGGUAAUCUUGACUUCAAGGCACCGUCCCCCAACCCCUUCCCUAUCUUCUCCAUGUUUGAUAACAACAACAACAAUAACAACAACGGAGACCAGAACCGCCAGAACCAGCAGCAGCAACAGCCGCAGCCGCAGCCCCCGCAGCUGCCUGGCAUCAACCAGCAGCCAACGCCGCUCACUGCGGACUCGUCGAAGCCUUCGCCGAUGUCGCCCGCUACCGGUGCCGGUUCCGUGUCGCAGCCUGACUUACUCACGCGCCUGAAGGCGUGCUGCCACCUGUCCGACUCGCACGUCGUCAACGACCCAGGACUGCUCAUCUUUGCGACCCGCUUGUGCCAGUCAUUCCCGUGCCCCUUCGGUGGCUCGCACCCGGACUCGACGCCGAGCGAUGACCCGGAGCAGAUGCUUCUCGAGGAUGCGUGGCGUGCGCUCAAGGCGACGCUCGACCCCGGUGGCGAGGCGGACGGUGAGAACAGGAUCAACACUGGCCGCAUGGCGGCUGAGCUCGUCGUCCGUGCCGGCGCUUCGCGCGGCAACGGACAGUGGAUCGUGUGCCGCUUCAAGGAGGGCAUGACGAUUAAGAAGCAGCUGAUCCAGGGCCUCGUCGCCGGUUUCGGUGGCAAGCUCGACUAA
Messenger RNA from Trichosporon asahii var. asahii CBS 2479, 1365 nucleotides. RefSeq lists its product as uncharacterized. The transcript has 2 exons. Gene Ontology annotation, molecular function: DNA-binding transcription factor activity. Bases 1 to 1365 code for a protein of 454 amino acids. Lineage: Eukaryota; Fungi; Basidiomycota; Tremellomycetes; Trichosporonales; Trichosporonaceae. The record is from RefSeq and is a predicted model, not a curated record. Gene Ontology annotation, biological process: regulation of DNA-templated transcription.